CUCACUUUAAUCAACUAAUACAACAAAAACCUGAAUAUGACUCGCAUGUUCUAGAAAAAAGAGCCCCAAAAAUACCCAUCUUAAACGACACAACUCGAGACAAGUACGCGUUCACCAAUCUUUGGAGACCAAAAAGAAUGGACGCCUCUGGUCGAGCUAUGGUGGAAGCCAUCCACGCCAGCCCCACCCAAGCCGUGCUCCACCUCUCCGGCGGCGCGUCUCAGGCGCUAGGUUGGCUGAUGUCUGUGCCGGGAGCUUCAAACACGGUCUUAGAAGCCGUCGUGCCUUAUUCCAGAAUGUCCAUGAUUCAGUUGCUGGGCAAGGUUCCAUCCCAAUUCGCCUGCCGGCAAACAGCAGAGGACAUGGCAUUGAUGGCUUAUAAUAGAGCUCUGAGACUUUCUACGCCUGGGUUCCCGGCCCUUGGUGUGGGUUUUAGUGGUUCUCUUGCCAGCACACGUCCCAAACUUGGAGAUCACAGGUUUCAUGUAUCUACAAGGACAUCUGACAAGCUUUGGGCAUCUACUGUUACUCUGUCAAAGGGUCUGCGAACUCGUGAAGAAGAAGAUACAGUUUCUAGCCAGUUCCUGUUGAAGGCCAUAGCAUAUGCCAGCAAGGUUCCGACAACUUUCAUUUCUGGAUUAGCUGAUUCAGAAAUUCCUAAUGAAUUUGAAGUGCAAUUUGAUGAAGACCAGGAGUUGGAGCAACUUAUCAGUGGGCAGAUAUGCUUUAAGGUUUACCCCUUUUCAAGUGCUAUGUCAAAGGCAGAAAGGAAAAUAAUAUUGUCCGGCUCCUUUAAUCCUUUGCAUGAUGGCCACCUGAAGCUCUUAGAAGUUGCAUCAAGGUAGGUCCACAUUUUCCAGGGUAUCUUUAUUUCUGAGGAUGAGACCUGUGAUUGGAACAUUGAAUUUGAAUUUCUUCAUUUAUGGGAAAAGUUCGUUUUGUUUACUUC
Messenger RNA from Striga asiatica, 949 nucleotides. The record is from the annotation of a GenBank genome assembly. Lineage: Eukaryota; Viridiplantae; Streptophyta; Magnoliopsida; Lamiales; Orobanchaceae.